This is a messenger RNA of Ciona intestinalis (vase tunicate), 3165 nucleotides long. NCBI's taxonomy places the organism in Eukaryota, Metazoa, Chordata, Ascidiacea, Phlebobranchia, Cionidae. The record is from RefSeq and is a predicted model, not a curated record.
AGGUAUAUAUGGUUUAACUUAACAUCCACACACCGCUGGUGAUAAUCAUUCUCUUGAAUCUUAUUCUUGGAGGAUUAUAUGUCGAAAGCGAAAUAUGCCCCACUUGCACAGCACGAGUUCUCUUCAAUUGGUGGUAACAGCAGUCCAGCCUGGUGAGAAUGGGAGGACCAGUUUAUGUGUGAGAGGCGAAGGAAGUGAGAUGGAGGAAUCGCUUUGCUCGCCCGUGGUGGAUUCCCCUGAUGAGGUUGAUUUCCGCAGCUACAAGCGCAGAUCUGAAUAUUCCUGUAUGAGGAUAUGCUCCUAUUGUAACAAGGUAUUCAGAUCAAUGACAAAGCGGGAGAAAUUGUUGUUGUUUCUUGUUCUUGUGCUUGCUAUUCUCAUGCUGUCAAUGUUUGGGUUUGAAAUGAGUCGACCUAAAGAUCCUCAACCAUCAACCUGUCGUCGUAGUAACAUCACUGCUCAGCCAUGCACGACACGCGCUUGUAUCAACGUAGCGAGCAAAGUUGCUCUCUCAUUGGACGAGAGCGUUGAUCCGUGUCAGGAUUUCUACGAGUUUGCAUGCGGGGGGUGGGAGGAAUCAAAUCUUCUGCCUUCGGGAGAAUCAAGAUGGAGUGGGUUCAACGCAUUGCAGCAAAGUAAUCACGCCAUCAUGAAAAAUGUCCUUGAGUUAAACACAACACAGAACAACAGCGUUGCAGAGAAGAAAGCCAAGAUAUUUUAUGAAUCUUGCAUUGAUUUGGAAGCUAUCAACAAACGUGGGGCUCAACCAUUGCUCACUAUGUUAGAGAAGGUUGGGGGCUGGCCCGUUCUUAAUAAUUGGGAUGAGUCAUCAUUUGAUUUCAACGCCACGAUUCAGCAAUAUUUUCCAUAUUCAAUUUAUCCUUUCUUCUCAAUUGGUGUCAACACAGAUUCAAAACAUUCAAACUCAAAUAUCGUGAUUGUUGGAGAGUCAGGCCUCAGUCUUGGAACAAGGGACUUCUAUGUUAAUAAAACAAUAGAAGAUGACAAGAUACUUCAUGCUUACUUGGACUAUAUGACUGAGGUGGCGACUCUUCUCGGAGCAAAGGAUCGCAACAUCACUCGUUUCAGGAUGAAAGAAGUGCUUGAGUUAGAGAAGAAGUUGGCGAUCAUAUCUCUUCCUCUUGAAGAGAUGAGAAACGAGGAGAAGAAUUAUCACAGGAUGGUGUUGGCUGAUCUGCAGGACUUAGCACCGGCUGUUGAUUGGUCCAAUUUGGUUCCAGAAUUAUUUUUGAAAUUAGCGAAUGAGACGGUUGGUACAAACGAACCAGUGAUCACGUUUUCACGCCAAUAUUUGAGAAACUUUUCAGAUAUUGUUUACCAAACUCCAAAAAGGGUCCUUGGAAAUUACUUUGGUUGGCGGUUCGUUCAUUCAUUCGUUUCCGCACUCGGACAACCUUUCCUUGAGGCUCUGAAUAAAUUUCAUAAAGUUCAAUACGGAUCUAACAUGAACUGUGUUGAAAGAUGGAGAAGAUGUUUAAACACAGUUGAUUCAGUGUUAGGACUCGCUGUUGGUCGCCUGUUUGUGCAAAAGAAAUUCGACAAGACGAGCAAAUCAUCCGCAGAAGAAAUGGUUCGUGAAAUUAAAGCAAGUUUCCAGAAAAAUCUUCCAAAAACCUCAUGGAUGGAUCCAGUUACAAGGAAGAAAGCUUCUGAAAAGUGUUCAGCAGUUGAAGACAUGAUUGGAUUCGACGACAAAAUACUCAACAUUACUUAUGUUAAUGAAAAAUAUAAGAAUUUAAUCGUUGACCCGAAUAAAGGUCACUUCGAACACCAUGUUAGUGUGGUGAGAUACAUCACUGUAAAAGAGCUGAAACACCUCAGGAAACCAGUCAAACGCAAAGAAUGGUCCAUCACACCACCCACUGUAAACGCUUACUACUCACCCACUAAGAACAUUAUAGUGUUCCCAGCUGGAAUCCUACAGCCCCCAUUUUACAGCAGUAACUUCCCAAAGUCGAUCAACUAUGGUGGAAUUGGUAUCGUGGUUGGUCAUGAACUUACACAUGGAUUUGAUGAUCAAGGUCGUCAAUAUGAUCUGAAUGGAAACUUAAACAACUGGUGGCAGAAAGAUACGCUUGCCAAGUUUAAAAAGAAGGCUGAAUGUAUGGUGGAACAAUAUGGGAGUUUCAACUUUGGAGGGGCUCAGGUAAAUGGAGUCUUAACACUGGGCGAGAACAUUGCUGACAACGGUGGUGUGAGGCUGGCAUAUAAUGCAUACCAAGAAUGGAAGAAAGCCAAUGGUUCAUUAGAAACUCAACUACCUUCACUUAACUACACUCAUGAUCAAUUGUUCUUUAUUUCAUUUGCUCAACUUUGGUGUUCUGUUAGCACCCCUCAAUUCCGUAAACAUCAAGUGCUGGUUGACAUGCAUAGCCCACCUAAAGCUAGAGUGAUUGGAACCUUAUCCAACUUUGAGGAGUUUAGCAAAGCUUUCAGUUGUCCCAAAGGAAGUCCAAUGAACCCUGCAAAGAAAUGCAAAGUUUGGUGAUCAUGUUAUACCACAAAGUCAUGGACAUUUUAACUCUUUUAAUUCAUGUUCGGCCAAUUUUCACAUUUUUUGACUUGUUGAUGUAGAUGUAACACUCUGUGUCAAAUUGGUGUACUCAUAAAUCACCAACACAUGUCUAACCUGUAAGGGUGCCGUUCUAAAGCAUGGUAAACCAUGAUACCAUGUGGUGUUAUUCAAAUUUGGCCCAUUACCAUGCGAUAUAGGCCUGAUCAAUCUUUACUGCAACAUAUUAUCAAAAGUUUGGAGCUACGGCUAGGGCCUUGGAAAUGUUUUUAUUCCCCACAAUGAAGCAAACUUUAAAAUAAAUAACCUUCCUGAUUUUUUUAAUUGUAUUCUCUUGUGAAAAAUACUUUAAGUGAAUUUUGUGUCCCUAUUUUAUCAUCACAUUGUUGUUUAUAUCACAGUAUUGCAACUGUUUCUCGAAUAUCAUACAAUUGGGUGUUAUACUUGUACACAGGCUGUUUUUAUUGUUUAAUUCCACUUUUAAUGAUGCCACAUUUUUGUAAACCGCCAUUUUUUAUGUUCCGAACAGUUAAUCAUAUACACAUACAUAAUACACACGCACAUAUGCUUUUAUGUGCAAUCGUUUUGUAAGUUGUAUAGAUGUUGAAAUAUAUGAUGUGCAGUGUUUAAUA